UUUCAGACAAUAGUCCUUAUUUCAUACAUCAGCCUUCAGUUUAAGACAUAGCGGCGCUGCCAAAAGAGCCACCGUGUGUCCCAACUCCCAAGCAGUUUGGAUGCCGUACGAUUGGUCCAUAGAGCCAAUAAUCACGCCGGAGUAGAACCCUGUAAAACUGCACAGCAGGAUACGUAAUACUGAAACCGUGAUUCUCACCCCAUUAUCCGACCACAAGUUCUCAGGGAGAGAGAGAGAGAGACGGAGAAGAGAUAUGCCGGGGGAGAGCUCAGGGUACAAAGAUUACGUAGCAGGAAUGUUAGCCGGAGUUGCCACUGUGCUUACCGGUCAUCCAUUUGACACAGUCAAGGUAAAUCUCCAGAAACAUAACACUUCUAGCGAUGGUAUAAAGUACAAGAAUGGAUUGCAUUGUGCUGCUAGGAUAUUGAAGGCCGAAGGAGUGAAAGGCCUAUACAGAGGAGCAACAUCUUCUUUUGUUGGAAUGGCUUUUGAAAGUUCCUUUGCUUUUGGCAUUUAUUCACAGACAAAAAGGUUCCUUCAGGGAGAAAUUGGUGAUGGGAAGCCAAAGCCUCAUGUAAUUGUUCCAUCAGCGGCAUUUGCUGGAGGGACUAUCAGCUUCAUACUGUGCCCCUCAGAGCUGCUUAAGUGUAGGAUGCAAAUUCAGGGCAUAGAUUCUCUUCUACCAAACUCAGCCAGAUACAGUGGUCCUCUUGAAUGUGCGAUUGGAACUGUAAAAACUGAGGGGAUUACUGGCAUAUUUAGAGGAGGCUUUGCUACCUUGUUAAGAGAAUCCGUGGGAAAUGCUAUCUUCUUUAGCACAUAUGAGUAUGUACGUUAUCAGAUGCAUCUUCAAUUGAAAGGGGCUUCAUCUAAGUCAAAUCAAUUGGUUGAUGUGGGAGUUGGAAUAAUAAGUGGUGGCCUUGGUGGUAUAGCGUGCUGGUGUACUGUUCUGCCAUUGGAUGUCGCAAAAACUAUAAUCCAAACUACCCCUGAUAAAAACCAGACACGAAAUCCUUUUCAGAUUUUACAAACGAUUUACAGGCUAUCCGGUAUUCGAGGAUGCUAUACAGGUCUAGGUCCUACUCUGGUUAGGGCUUUCCCAGCUAAUGCUGCUGCCAUAGUUACAUGGGAGCUAUCUGCAAAGAUUUUAGGGAUGAGGCGUGAUUAAUGAGAAAUUGUUUGCCAACACUUUUUAGGAUUCUUUUUAGCCUUUUGUCAUCCGAAGGCGUGGUUUGAUUUGAUUUGUCAUCAGAAGGUC
Molecule: messenger RNA, 1258 nt
Organism: Cuscuta epithymum
Lineage: Eukaryota; Viridiplantae; Streptophyta; Magnoliopsida; Solanales; Convolvulaceae
Source: the annotation of a GenBank genome assembly